Molecule: messenger RNA, 3464 nt
Organism: Orycteropus afer afer
Lineage: Eukaryota; Metazoa; Chordata; Mammalia; Tubulidentata; Orycteropodidae
Gene: MYB
Product: MYB proto-oncogene, transcription factor
Biological process (GO): regulation of DNA-templated transcription
Cellular component (GO): nucleus
Molecular function (GO): DNA-binding transcription factor activity, RNA polymerase II-specific; RNA polymerase II cis-regulatory region sequence-specific DNA binding
Source: RefSeq, a predicted model, not a curated record
UAUACAGUAGUGAUGAGGAUGAUGAAGACAUUGAGAUGUGUGAUCAUGACUAUGAUGGGCUGCUUCCCAAGUCUGGAAAGCGUCACUUGGGAAAAACUAGAUGGACCAGGGAAGAGGAUGAAAAACUAAAGAAGCUGGUAGAACAGAAUGGAACAGACGACUGGAAGGUUAUUGCCAAUUAUCUCCCGAAUCGAACAGAUGUGCAGUGCCAGCACCGAUGGCAGAAAGUUUUAAACCCUGAGCUCAUCAAGGGUCCUUGGACCAAAGAAGAAGACCAGAGAGUUAUAGAGCUUGUACAGAAAUACGGUCCGAAACGUUGGUCUGUUAUUGCCAAGCACUUAAAGGGGAGAAUUGGAAAACAAUGUAGGGAGAGGUGGCAUAACCACUUGAAUCCAGAAGUUAAGAAAACCUCCUGGACAGAAGAGGAAGACAGAAUUAUUUACCAGGCACACAAGAGACUGGGGAACAGAUGGGCAGAAAUCGCAAAGCUACUGCCUGGACGAACUGAUAAUGCUAUCAAGAAUCACUGGAAUUCUACAAUGCGUCGGAAGGUCGAGCAGGAAGGUUAUCUGCAGGAGUCGUCUAAAGCCAGUCCGCCAACAGUGGCCACAAGCUUUCAGAAGAACGGUCAUUUGAUAGGUUUUCCUCACGCUCCACCUGCGGCUCAGCUCCCCCCAACUGGCCAGACCUCACUUAACAAUGACUAUUCCUAUUACCACAUUUCUGAAGCACAAAAUGUCCCCGGUCAUGUUCCAUAUCCUGUAGCGUUACAUGUAAAUAUAGUCAAUGUCCCUCAGCCAGCUGCUGCAGCCAUUCAGAGACACUAUAAUGAUGAAGACCCUGAGAAAGAAAAGCGAAUAAAGGAAUUAGAAUUGCUCCUAAUGUCAACAGAGAAUGAGCUAAAAGGCCAGCAGGCACUCCCAACCCAGAACCAUACAUGCAGCUACCCUGGGUGGCACAGCAGCACCGUCGCCGACCACAGCAGACCUCAUGGAGACAGUGCACCUGUUUCCUGUUUGGGAGAGCACCACUCAACUCCAUCUCUGCCGGUGGAUCCUGGCUCCUUACCGGAAGAAAGUGCAUCUCCAGCAAGGUGCAUGAUCGUCCACCAAGGCACUAUUCUGGACAAUGUUAAGAACCUCUUAGAAUUUGCAGAAACACUCCAAUUUAUAGAUUCUGAUUCUUCAUCAUGGUGUGAUCUCAGCAGUUUUGAAUUCUUUGAAGAAGCAGCUCUUUCACCUAGCCAACACCAUGCAGGCAAAGCCCUACAGCUUCAGCAAAGAGAGGGCACUGUGAAUAGACCUGCAGGAGAGCCUAGCACGAGGUUGAACAAACGCACGUUGAGUGAGGGCUCACUUGACCCACCCAAGCCCUUCCCUUCUACAAGGCACAGCACAAUUCCACUGGUCAUCCUUCGAAAAAGGCGAGGGCGAGCCAGCCCCUCAGCCACUGGAGACUCUAGCUCCUUCAUAUUUGCUGAUGUCAGCAGUUCAACUCCCAAGCGUUCCCCUGUCAAAAGCCUACCCUUCUCUCCCUCACAGUUCCUAAACACUUCCAGUAACCAUGAAAACUUAGACAUGGAAAUGCCUUCUUUAACUUCCACCCCUCUCAGUGGUCACAAAUUGACUGUUACAACACCAUUGCAUAGAGAUCAGACUGUGAAGACUCAAAAGGAAAAUACCAUUUUUAGAACUCCAGCUAUCAAAAGGUCAAUCCUCGAAAGCUCUCCAAGAACUCCUACACCAUUCAAACAUGCGCUUGCCGCUCAAGAAAUUAAAUACGGUCCCCUGAAGAUGCUACCUCAGACCCCGUCCCAUCUAGUAGAAGACAUACAGGAUGUGAUCAAACAAGAAUCUGAUGAAUCUGGAAUUGUUGCUGAAUUUCAGGAAAAUGGACCCCCUUUACUGAAGAAAAUCAAACAAGAGGUGGAAUCUCCAACUGAUAAAGUGGGAAACUUCUUCUGCUCAAACCACUGGGAAGGGGAGAGUCUGAACACUCAGCUGUUCACGCAGUUGUCGCCUGUGGCAGAUGUGCCAAAUAUUCUCACAAGUUCCGUUUUAAUGACGCCAGUAUCAGAAGACGAAGACCAUGUCCUCAAAGCAUUUACGGCUCCUAAAAACAGGUCCUUGGCGAGUCCUUUGCAGCCUUGUAACAGUGCUUGGGAAUCGGCAUCCUGUGGAAAGACAGAGGAUCAGAUGACAGCUUCCGGUCAGGCUCGGAAAUAUGUGAAUGCAUUCUCGGCCCGGACUCUGGUCAUGUGAGACAUUUCCAGACAAGCAUUAUGGUUUUCAGAACACUUCAAGUUGACUUGGGAUAUCUCAUUCCUCUACAUGAAACUUUUCAUGAAUGGGAGAAGAGCUUUUAUUUGUUGUGGUACAACAGUUGCGAGCAGCACCAAGUGCAUUUAGUUGUCUGAAAUCUUAUUGGAUUUCACCCAACUAAAAGGAUUUUUAAAAAUAAGUAACAGUUUUACCUAAAUUAUUAGGUAAUGAAUUGUCGUCAGUUGUUAGUAUCUUAAUGCAGAUUUUUUAAAACAUAAAUGAUUUAUCUGUAUUUUAGAGAAUCCAACAAACCAGUAUUUUCUCCUAGAUGGCUUCUUUGAAUUUUUUAACAAUAAAAAAAGGUACUCCAAUAUUUCACAUUUCUCAAUCACUAAACAUAAAACAUUGAUUUAAAAAAAAAAUCAGUAUAAGCAUUACUAUAAAUGUUGACUUAAUAUCAUGGGAUAAUUAACCAAGAUUGUAAAUGCUCAUUUAUGGUUAAUAACGUUGGAGGUACAUUUACUGUACUAAACCAUUUUAUGAAUUUUUUGUUGUUAGCUUGCUUUAAAAAUUAUUACUGUAUGAAAUAGUUUUAUUAAAAAAAUUAUAUUUUUAUUCAGUAAUUUAAUUUUGUAAAUGCCAAAUGAAAAAUGUGUCUUGCUGCUAUGGUCUUAGCCUGUAGACAUGCUGCUAGUUUCCGAGGGGCAGUAGAGCUUUGGAUGGAAAGAAAAGAAACUUGGUGUUAGGUAAUUGACUAUGCACUAGUAUUUCAAACGUUUUUAUUUUUAUAUAUAUAUAAAUAUAUGUAUACACAAUUUUUUCCUUUUGUAACACAUUGGAAAACUUGUUUGGGAGAUUUUGCAUUUGUUGUUGUUUUUUGUUAUUUUUGGUUUGUAAGACCAUGCAUUGCACUUCUUUUUUGGGAGAUCUAUGUUGUUAAUGUCCUAUGUUUUGUUUUGAGUUCAGCCUGACUGCUGUUUAAUUCAUGGGUUAUGUGUUUGAUCACAUCCAUGGUUUCUAAGUUUAUGGUCUCAGAACUGCUGCAAGGAGCCUGCGUUUGCAGCCAGGAGACAGAAGACUGGGGUUGAUAGCCAGUUGCUGCCUUAAGAACAUUUGGUGCAAGACGGCCAGCACUGAACUUUUGAUAUGACAGUGUACUUACUGCCUUGUAGAGAAAUAAAGCUGUGCCCUUAUUUUACUUAC